This is a messenger RNA of Pelobates fuscus (common spadefoot toad), 993 nucleotides long. Its product is annotated as olfactory receptor class A-like protein 1. Gene Ontology annotation, cellular component: membrane. NCBI's taxonomy places the organism in Eukaryota, Metazoa, Chordata, Amphibia, Anura, Pelobatidae. Bases 82 to 993 code for a protein of 303 amino acids. Gene Ontology annotation, molecular function: pheromone receptor activity. The transcript is spliced from 2 exons. The record is from RefSeq and is a predicted model, not a curated record. Gene Ontology annotation, biological process: G protein-coupled receptor signaling pathway.
AUCAUCAGUAUUGUUGAUCUCAUAAGAGACAGAGCAUCUGCUUCUAAGAGACUGUCCUACACUGGAUUACAGAUUAAAUGAAUGGAGUUAUACAAGUUGAUAAAAGUGGCAAUGUACAGUAGCAUCACACUGGUGGGUGUAACAGGAAAUGUUGUCAUCCUUGCUGCCUUUGUUGUGAUGGUUCACCGAGAGCACAAGCUUGUAGGCUCUGAGCUUAUAUUAUGUCACCUUUCUUUAGCCAACCUCCUUGGAUACCUUACCAGAAUCUUCCCCAGCAUCCUCUUUGAGAUCGGAGUCAAGGGAUAUAUUAAUGAUGCUGGUUGCAAAGUGACAUCUGCAAUCUUCAGAAUAUUCCGUGGCAUGGCCAUUAGCCUCACUUGUCUGCUCAGUUGCUUCCAAGCAACCAUUCUAAGCUCAGCUGGCACCAGUUCUUCCUUGAAGAUUAAAAUACAAGACAGUAUGCAGCCAGCUAUCUGCAUCCUCUACGUGAUGAGCGUAAUAGUCAAUACACCUUUUGGCAUGUAUGCCACUGAGGCCUUCAACUACACAAGUGUCAAGUAUGCCUACGGCCCAGGUUAUUGUAUUGUAGUCUACCCCGACCAAGUCUCCUUUGCUGCUUCUGGGUUUGUUAGCUUUGCCCUUGAUUUGGUUUUGGUAGUGUUAAUGGCACUUGCUAGUUGUUACAUCCUGUUUAUUCUUCACCGACACAGUAAGCAAGUGAAGGCUCUUAGAAGUGCUAAUACAAACAAGGGGCAAGUUUCUGCUGAGGGUCAGGCAGCCCGUGCUGUAGUAACACUGGUAACUUUUUAUGCCACUCUGUAUGGAAUUGAUAACACCAUCUGGCUCUACCAAACCAUUUCUACCCAUCUCAUAGCUUUGGUGUCGGACAUCAGAGUUUUUUUCAGCAUGGGUUAUGGUUCAGUCUGCCCAUUUGUGCUCAUUAUAUUUAACAGGAAAAUAAGAAGCAAACUAAAUCCUUGGGUUAAAGAAUAA